CCUCCUCCUCCCCCCCCCCCCCGCUUGUCUCCCCCUCCCUUUGUUCCCUUUAUUUGUGGAUUGCAGGGGUUCCAGGAGGGGAACCAGCAACUGCUGCAGCCCGAGAAGGUGGGCUGGGUCCGGAAAUUCUGUGGGAAAGGCAUUUUUCGAGAGAUUUGGAAAAAUCGGUUUGUGGUGCUGAAGGGUGACCAACUUUACAUCUCAGAGAAGGAGCUCCGAGAUGAGAAAAAUAUCCAGGAGGUGUUUGACUUGAACGAUUACGAGAAGUGUGAGGAGCUCAGGAAGUCCAAAAGCAGAAGCAAAAAAAACUAUAGCAAGUUCUCCCUCGCCCACUCCAAGGAGCCCGGCAACACCGCACCCAAUCUCGUCUUCCUGGCCGUGAGCCCCGAAGAAAAGGAAUCCUGGAUCAAUGUGCUCAACUCUGCCAUCAUCCGAGCCAAGAACCGCAUCUUGGACGAGGUGACCGUGGAGGAGGACAGCUUUCUCGCCCAUCCCACACGGAACAGAGCGAAGAUCCAGCACUCCAGGCGGCCUCCGACCAGGGGCCACUUGAUGGCCGUGGCAUCUACCUCAACCUCUGACGGGAUGCUGACCCUGGACUUGAUCCAGGAGGAGGAGGCCUCCCCAGUAGACCAUGACACCUGCGAGAAGAGUUUCCAGGUGGAUCUAGACAAAUCCGCUCCCCCUUUCACCCCUGGCCGAAGGCGCUCAGGUUCAGAGAACGUCAACGACGCGGAGAAGAGCAAGAGCCUCCCACGGAAGAAGAACGUGCCUGGGGAGAAGUUCUCAGCUCGCAGGGCGGCCUUUGGCAAAGGGACCAUGUACACCCCUCAGGUCCCCAAGAAGCUCUCUCCCUUGGAGAAGAACAAAUGUGCCUCUAUGGAAGAAAUCCUCUGCUGCUGGGACUCUUCCUCAGCCAGGCAGGCGUCCCUGUGGACCGGCCUCAAGGACCAAGCGGCUUCCCCUGGGCCUGAGCCACUGGCCAGGAUACAGGAGCUGGUGGCCUUGCAGCUGGAGAAGACGCAGGGCCUGCUGACGGAAGCGAGGGGCUACGGGGGAGAGGCGCAAAAGGCACAGGAGCUCGGUUCGGCCUUGGCUGCCCCCCCCACCUGUGCCCCCUCCUCGCCCAAGCUGGACUCGGCGGCCACCUUGCAGGAGAUCCAGAGGCUGCUGGGUGAGGCCUCCUCCAACUGGAGCCAAGCCCAGAAAGUGCUGCAGGAGGUGAGAGAACUGAGGAACCUCUAUCAGCAGCUGCGGCUCUCACGGCCUGCGCCCGCCCAGAGUCUGCUGCUGCCUCAGUACAGGAGGAGCCUGAUGUGAAGGCAAGCAGUGGGGGGCGACCUCUAGGAAAAACAGGGCACGGGGCAGCUAGGAGGGUGCAGGAAGUGGGGAGCGGAUGUGCUGCUGGAAUUGGUAGCAUUUAAUGCUUCCCGGGUUCUGACUGUUACUCGAUCCUUACUCCUCACCAGCUCAGUUUUUUCCCUCCCUUCCCCCACAUUUCUUUGUCACCCAUUCCUCUCUUCCAACUUCCAGGCAGCCCAUUUCCAUGUAUCCUUUGUGUCUGUAGCCCCCAAAGGGCAGCAACUUAGAGGCGGCAUCUUGGAACGUAGUUUUUCAGAAACAGGGUGGUGUUCUUUUUUGGCCCCGGUGGAUUUCUCAGUGAGCCUCUUUCCAAGCAAGAUUUCUGGUUUCU
Pseudonaja textilis is the source of this 1693-nucleotide messenger RNA. It is a transcript of the gene PLEKHO1, whose product is annotated as pleckstrin homology domain containing O1. Gene Ontology annotation, biological process: regulation of myoblast fusion. NCBI's taxonomy places the organism in Eukaryota, Metazoa, Chordata, Lepidosauria, Squamata, Elapidae. Gene Ontology annotation, cellular component: muscle cell projection membrane; ruffle membrane. The record is from RefSeq and is a predicted model, not a curated record.